AUGUGUAUCUGGGACCUAGCCGUCUUCCAGUGCGGCCACAACGGCGGCUUCAGCAGGAGAGACGGCGGCUGCGCGCUGCCCACAAUGGAAUGCAACAAAGAGCGAGUCAACGCCAUAAGAUAUCAUAUCCCCUGGAACUGUCCCGAUUGCGCGCAGCGCGUCAGUCGAGGCAUCCCUCUUCACCCGGAGGACCACCUGCACCCUCUCGCCCGCAGCGUUCAGCAGCCAAUGCUGCCCGUGGCGCUACCGCCCCAGGCGGUCUCUCGUCGCGGGACAGCCCGAAGGAACCCGUCACCCAUCAAUGUGAACCGACGGGACAACGUCCACGAGGACGGCUACGACUUCUCCGAGUACGCCGAGUACGCCAACUACGCGACGCUGCCGCAGAAGCGGCUGUCAAACACCAGCCCCACGAACAUCACCAAGCGGCAGAGGGUCUCGCGCUCCCAGUACUCGAGCGACACGCCCCGGAUGUUCGGCCGGCUGGGCAACAUCGCCCAGGACCUGACGGAAAUCGCCAUGCCGUCUGCCCGGGAGCGCAGGAGCGGCGGCAUUAGCUACUCCCCGACCAGCGUGCGCCUCCACGGGACCGUGCAAGACGUGUCGGAGAUCCCGCCGAGCCUGAUCCCCGGGAUCGUGAACACGUCGCCGUCCCGCCGCCGCCACGAGCGGUCCCCGCUGCUGCUAUACGACGCGGGCGUCGCGAAGCGCCGCAAGCCCAGCUACCCCCCGCCGCGCCGCAUCUCGCCCACGCAGCCCAAGGCGCCGUACGCCACGACCGAAGCUGCUUCCGCCAGCACUACGUACAGCCCAAGCACAUACAGCAAUUACGCAGUGGCCUCCCAGGCGGCGAAGCGGCAGAAGAAAGCCGCCACUCGCACCUACAAGGAGACUUACGACGACGUCGAGCGCAUGAUCCAGGACGGCCACUCUCGCGAAGAAAUCAUGGCAACAGCCAAAUUUGCCAUGUUGACUGCCAAGGACCAGGAGGAGAUCUUCUGGCCAUACAAGAACAAGCUGCAGGCAAGGGCGAACGAGAGGAAUGGCACGUUGGAGGGCAGGAGGAUGCACAAUGUGAGGCCCCGCGAGGAGGGUAAGCCCGGCGGCCGCAGGAAGAGGGAUGGCUGUGUAGUAAUGUGAACUGAAGCCAGAGAAAGGACUGUGUGGGAUGCUUAAUGUUUCGUUUGCGGAGUUUAUGUUUGCCACCUUCAUGCCAGAUUCGUGUAAUUUUCUUUGUGUGUUUUCUGUCUCGCUUGUUCAAAAAGAUACGAGAGCUACUGGAGCGAUGAUAAAUCGAU
This is a messenger RNA of Cladophialophora immunda, 1298 nucleotides long. RefSeq lists its product as uncharacterized. The transcript has a single exon. Bases 1 to 1140 code for a protein of 379 amino acids. Lineage: Eukaryota; Fungi; Ascomycota; Eurotiomycetes; Chaetothyriales; Herpotrichiellaceae. The record is from RefSeq and is a predicted model, not a curated record.